UACCACACAAGCUACGCCAUUUUGUUUUUUGUCUUUAACAAAUCACAAAUCACCAAACGUCACCUUUCCUUUGGUGAGCAAGGUGUGUUCACGUGAGGUUGUGUGGUCCCUCGGAAAUAGGUCACACAAUCCUCAGAAUUUCGUGAAAUAUUCUUGUAAAAUAUAAAAAAAAAAUAUAAAAUCUAUAAAAAUACAAAAAAAUAGUAAAAUAUUUAAAAAAUAAACGGGAAGCACUUGUUUUUUUAAUUUAGUCUACGUAAGCGUGCAACGUGGUCUAAGGAAUGCGAUAGGAAAUCGUGAAGAGAAAGUGAAGCAGCUUUGUACUAUUAAUUAAUGAGUUUUAUUAUACAGUUAUAUUAAAGAAGCCACAAUGAAUCCUGGUCCACCAAAUUAUCCGAUGGCAUCGCUCUACGUUGGAGAUCUGCACUCCGAUAUAACCGAAGCCAUGUUGUUUGAAAAAUUUUCUACCGCUGGCCCCGUUCUUUCCAUUCGCGUUUGCAGAGAUAUGAUAACACGUAGAUCUCUUGGUUACGCUUACGUAAAUUUUCAACAGCCUGUUGAUGCGGAACGCGCUUUAGAUACAAUGAAUUUUGAUAUGAUCAAGGGUAGACCUAUUCGAAUUAUGUGGUCUCAACGUGAUCCAUCUCUACGCAAAUCUGGUGUUGGUAAUGUUUUUAUUAAAAACCUCGAUAAAACCAUUGACAAUAAAGCUAUGUAUGAUACUUUCUCAGCCUUUGGAAAUAUUUUGAGCUGUAAAGUAGCUCAAGAUGAAAAUGGAGCAUCUAAAGGGUAUGGUUUUGUCCAUUUUGAAACUGAAGAAGCUGCGAACAAAUCAAUUGAUAAAGUAAAUGGAAUGCUGCUGAACGGCAAAAAAGUUUAUGUUGGCAGAUUUAUUCCUCGCAAAGAACGCGAAAAGGAGCUUGGAGAAAAGGCUAAAUUAUUUACCAAUGUAUAUGUCAAGAAUUUUGGUGAUGAUUUUUCUGAUGAACUCUUGAAGGAUAUGUUUGAGAAGUAUGGCCGUAUAACAAGCCAUAAAGUAAUGUAUAAGGAUGAUGGUUCCUCAAGAGGCUUUGGUUUUGUCGCAUUCGAAGAUCCAGAUGCUGCAGAGAGAGCUUGUUUAGAGCUAAAUGGCAAAGAGCUUGUCGAAGGAAAACCACUUUACGUAGGCCGUGCUCAGAAAAAGGCUGAACGUCAAAAAGAACUCAAACGUAAAUUUGAGCAACUCAAAUCUGAACGACUAACUCGUUAUCAAGGAGUUAAUUUAUAUGUGAAGAACUUAGAUGAUACUAUUGAUGAUGAAAGAUUGCGCAAAGAAUUCGCACCUUUUGGAACCAUAACUUCAGCGAAGGUAAUGUUAGAAGACGGUCGCAGUAAAGGUUUUGGGUUUGUGUGUUUCUCUUCACCCGAAGAAGCAACCAAGGCAGUUACAGAAAUGAAUGGUAGAAUUGUUGGUACUAAACCACUUUAUGUAGCUUUGGCUCAACGUAAAGAAGAUCGGAAGGCUCACCUGACAUCGCAAUAUAUGCAACGAAUGGCCAGUAUGCGUAUGCAACAAAUGGGUCAAAUUUUCCAACCAGGUAGUGCAGGUGGGUACUUUGUACCUACUAUUCCUCCUGCUCAAAGAUUUUAUGGCCCUGCGCAGAUGACACAAAUACGUCCUUCACCAAGAUGGACUGCACAACCCUCUGUUAGACCCAGUACGCAGGCUGCAGCUUCUGCUUAUCCUAAUAUGCAACCUCCAUUCCGCCCUGCACCACGUGGACCAACUCAAACUGCACUACGAACUUCUUUAGGUGCAAGACCAAUAACAGGACAGCAAGGUGUUGCAGCAGCUUCUACAAUUCGUGCACCACUUGUUACAAGUGGUCGUCCAGCAGGGUACAAAUACACUGCUAACAUGCGAAACCCCCCUGCUCCACAGCCAGCAGUACACAUUCAAGGACAAGAACCAUUAACAGCAACAAUGCUAGCAGCUGCACCUCUACAAGAACAGAAGCAAAUGCUAGGUGAACGACUAUUCCCACUGAUUCAGAGGAUGCAUCCUGAUUUGGCGGGUAAAAUAACUGGAAUGUUAUUGGAAAUUGACAAUUCUGAGUUGUUGCAUAUGCUGGAACAUGCAGAGUCGCUUAAGGCAAAGGUGGAUGAGGCUGUUGCUGUUUUGCAAGCUCACCAAGCUAAACAGCAAGCCACAAAGAAAGACUAAGUCAAUUUGACACAGUUAUUUUUUUUUUGCUGUUCUUUUGUUUUAUGCUUCGAACAUCUUUAUAUGUAUUAGUAUAAGUCCCGAUCAUUAAAAAAAUAUAUUAAAAUAAAAAUUGAAAAAUUAAAAAAUUGUGGAAUGCACUUUUCCAACUUAUACUUCUUUAUUAUAACAUAUUGGAAGUGCAUAUCUGCAAACAAAAACAAAGCAACUUUCAACAUUUCUAAAUUGUAUGGAACAGUUGUGUUUAAAAGCUCAUUUUGACUUUCUAUAUUGACCAAGAAGUUUCAUUUAAGUUUAGUGUUAUAAUUUUCAUUUUCUGUCUUAAUGGAGUUGGCUUUUGUACUUGCAAUUGCUAUCUUUCGUCUACUUUAUUAUUUCCUUGUCAGUUAUGUAUUGGGUUAUACCAUGUAUUGAAAACUUGGUCUCCAUUAUAACUGAAAGUUUUCUUUUGUUUAUCCAUUAUAUAUUAAACUAAU
Messenger RNA from Melitaea cinxia (Glanville fritillary), 2679 nucleotides. RefSeq names its product polyadenylate-binding protein 1-A (gene Pabp). The transcript is spliced from 3 exons. Lineage: Eukaryota; Metazoa; Arthropoda; Insecta; Lepidoptera; Nymphalidae. The record is from RefSeq and is a predicted model, not a curated record. Bases 371 to 2203 code for a protein of 610 amino acids. Gene Ontology annotation, molecular function: RNA binding. Gene Ontology annotation, cellular component: ribonucleoprotein complex.